AUGCAAAAGGAUGGUGACUACCAUCCCAGCCGAAACUUAAAGGAGCUGACCCACCCUCUCAACCCUGAGGCAGCGUUGGCCGCCGAGCUCCCAGCCCCCGGGCCCACGUCCAGAGCGAGCUCCGGGCACCUCUGGGCAGGGGCGGCAGCGGAGCGGGCUGCUGGGGGCUCGGGGACCGCGCGAGGGCAGGCCUCCCCGCCCGGCCUCGCCCAGACGCCCGCGCCUCCUUCCCCAGGAAGCGGCGGCCCGCCUCCCCGCCCGCGCCGCCGCUGCCGAGGUUCCCUGAAGGCCUGUGCCCGGCGGCGAGAGCACAGCCACCGUGGCUUCCCUGCAGCGAGCGGCCUCCCCUCGCCGCCGUUUGGCACUUCUCCGGGGCGCCCUCAGCCCUGCCCGCGCCCACCUCCGAAUGGCGCGCCUAUAAUUAGACAAACUUACUGGUGUCCACUGUGCCCAUGGUGUAAACAGGACGGGCUGCCUCAUCUGCAGAAACUAAAGAAAGAAAGGCACGUUUGUCAACAAGAUGCUGCCAUAGAAAAUAGCAAGCUUCAGUGUGGAAACCUGGAAACUCAAAUCAAAUCUUUACAUACAGAAAAUGUAAAGCUUAAAUUUGACAUAGAAGCAGCCCAAGAAGACUUUGAGGAACAUAUGCUAAUGUCAUUCAUGACUGAACUCCAUGAAAAAUGAGAUCUUGUUAAAAACCUAAUGACAAUGAAAGAGGAACUUACACAAGAUUCCCAAAAUCCAGAAGAAAACCAGAUGAAACAAAUACAGGAAGACAUUGCAAAGUUAAAGGUUCAAAUUAUAACUGUAAAAGAAUCUAUCAUUGAAAAAACUUGUUUUCUUGAGGAAGAAAAAACUACCCAUGAAAAAUUAAGAAAAGAAAUAGAGGUACAAUGUAAGAGAUAUGGUGCCAUUCUUAAGCAUUUGCACUGUCAGGUGAGCAAACUUCAGUCAAACAGAAGACAAUGGCAAUGGAACAUUGAACAACUGGAAAAAAAUGCAGCUGUACUAAGAAACGCAUUGGAAUGAAAGAUUAAUAUGGCCAUAGAGCAAUGUAGAGCACAGACUGCCUGCAAAAAUUAUGGGACAUAAGGAUUAGCAAAUCGUUUGGAUUCUUAACAACCAGCAUUCACUGUCAGCAGUCUGUCUGAAUGAAAGAUGCAUUUUCUUUUUUUUUAAAUCAGUCAUCUGUUUCAAAGUGCCUUCCAACCCUACAAUUGA
Manis javanica (Malayan pangolin) is the source of this 1221-nucleotide messenger RNA. The record is from RefSeq and is a predicted model, not a curated record. Lineage: Eukaryota; Metazoa; Chordata; Mammalia; Pholidota; Manidae.